AUGAAAGAAGGAAGUUGUAUAAUCAACACGACCUCCGUCACUGCUUAUGCUGGCUCCCCUCAACAGUUACUGGACUAUUUGUCUACCAAGGGAUCGAUUGUUUCCUUCACUAGGGGAUUGGCCCUACGACUUGUGGAUAAAGGGAUUCGUGUCAAUGGUGUGGCUCCUGGUCCGAUCUGGACGCCAUUGCAACCCGCAACUCUUCCUGCAUAUGAGGUAGAAUACUUGGGGUCUGACGUGCCAAUGGGAAGAGCAGGACAACCUUACGAAAUGGCACCUUCUUAUGUCUUCCUGGCAUCCAAUCAGUGUUCAUCUUACAUGACUGGCCAAGUUCUUCAUCCUAAUGGGGGUACGAUCAUUAAUGGUUGA
Molecule: messenger RNA, 369 nt
Organism: Dovyalis caffra
Lineage: Eukaryota; Viridiplantae; Streptophyta; Magnoliopsida; Malpighiales; Salicaceae
Source: the annotation of a GenBank genome assembly